CUCUGUUUUCUCCAAGAGAAAAAUGGUAAUGGUUCUCUCUUAUUUUUUUAAGCUCAUUUAGUUUUAUCUAUGCAUUAUACCUUACAAUUGGCUGAUAUUUUUUGCAUACUGGAGAACCUAUGAACCCUAAAGCAUACCCACUAGCAGAUGCUCAGUUGACAACGACGAUUUUAGAUCUUGUACAACAAGCUGCAAACUACAAGCAGCUCAAAAAGGGAGUUAAUGAAGCUACCAAGACCCUGAACAGAGGUAUCUCAGAGUUCGUUGUGAUGGCUGCGGAUACUGAGCCCCUUGAGAUUCUGCUCCACCUUCCUUUGCUUACUGAAGAUAAGAAUGUCCCCUAUGUAUUUGUUCCUUUAAAGCAAGCACUUGGACGAGCAUGUGGGGUCACAAGACCUGUAAUUUCCUAUUAUGUCACAACAAACGAAGGAAACCAAUUGAAAUCCUAAAUACAACAACUCAAGGAUGCUAUUGAGAAGCUCUUGAUCUAGAAUCUUAUGAAAACUCAUUUUCGGUGUGACGGGCCUCUCAGAUUGUGGUGGUCGGUCCUUUAGAGGCUUUGACUGAUGAAGUUGUGCCACAAUUGAACAACUCUUUUAUAAUUUGACCAAUGCAAUUGUUAUGUCGUUUAUGUU
This is a messenger RNA of Hibiscus syriacus, 635 nucleotides long. Its product is annotated as NHP2-like protein 1. Bases 120 to 449 code for a protein of 109 amino acids. Lineage: Eukaryota; Viridiplantae; Streptophyta; Magnoliopsida; Malvales; Malvaceae. Gene Ontology annotation, cellular component: box C/D methylation guide snoRNP complex; precatalytic spliceosome; nucleolus. Gene Ontology annotation, biological process: mRNA splicing, via spliceosome; maturation of SSU-rRNA. The record is from RefSeq and is a predicted model, not a curated record. The transcript has 4 exons. Gene Ontology annotation, molecular function: RNA binding.